This is a messenger RNA of Archocentrus centrarchus (flier cichlid), 970 nucleotides long. Its product is annotated as apolipoprotein D-like. Bases 11 to 619 code for a protein of 202 amino acids. Gene Ontology annotation, cellular component: cytoplasm. The transcript is spliced from 5 exons. Gene Ontology annotation, molecular function: lipid binding. NCBI's taxonomy places the organism in Eukaryota, Metazoa, Chordata, Actinopteri, Cichliformes, Cichlidae. Gene Ontology annotation, biological process: lipid transport; response to reactive oxygen species; lipid metabolic process. The record is from RefSeq and is a predicted model, not a curated record.
AAAGUUUGGCAUGGAGAGAGCAGCUAAGCAAAAAUCCAAACCUCUCUCUGAUAACCGGAGUAGCAGUAAUAGUAGGAGGGUCCUGUCUGUGCUGCUCCUGACUGCAGCAGCAACUGAUGGUCAGUCUUUCCAUAUUGGCAAAUGUUCCAAACCAGCUGUUCAAGAGGACUUCAAUGUUACACAGUAUAUGGGUACCUGGUAUGAAAUAGAGAAGCUUCCAGCUGUGUUUGAAAGAGGAAUAUGCAACCAAGCUACAUACAGUCUUCAGCCAGAUGGGACAGUCAAGGUUCACAAUGUGGAGCUACUGCCUAAUGGGAAUAUAAACUCGAUUGAGGGAGUUGCCAAAGUUAAAGAUCCAUCUCAGCCUGCUGUUCUAAGCGUCAGCUUCUUUAAAGAUUAUCAGUCCUAUGCUUUGGUGUACUCCUGUUCUGACUACUUUGGACUUUUGAACAUUGACUUUGCCUGGAUCCUGGCUCGCACCCGUGCGCUGACUGAGGACGUCAUCAGCCAGUUACACGAGAAGCUGACUGCUGCUGGUGUAAAUGUAAACCAUCUUACAGUCUCCAACCAGACUGCUUGUGAUAUGGUUUAUGGCCUGAGGCAUGACCUGCAAAGAUGAAACCAGGAAAAAAGUGCUGAUCAUCUGUUUGAGCUAUAAUGGAAACAAUGUGUUGUGUUGUGGUAUAAUAGAGAAUACAGUUGGAUAUCUGUCUUUAAUCUAACUAAAAUUUAAACAAACAAACAAAAAAGAGACUGGGGUUUGUUGAGGACUGGGGGGCACUUUAAAUGGGGAUAGUGGGGGUCUUUCCUCAAGGAAUUUUUAAUCAUCACUUCAUUUUUUUUGCAUUCUGGUGAAUUUUAUGCCCUGAUUUGCACCUUUUCUGCAGUAGCUCAUAUUGCAAGUGUCUUUCAUUUUUUUAUUAAUUUGACUAAAAAUACAAAACUAUGCAUCUAUACCAAUAAAUAGUAC